Messenger RNA from Zootermopsis nevadensis, 2807 nucleotides. RefSeq names its product tRNA wybutosine-synthesizing protein 5. Gene Ontology annotation, molecular function: tRNA binding. The record is from RefSeq and is a predicted model, not a curated record. Lineage: Eukaryota; Metazoa; Arthropoda; Insecta; Blattodea; Termopsidae. Gene Ontology annotation, biological process: wybutosine biosynthetic process.
AGUUCGUGGGUUGUGUUCGACCAAGGUCUAUUUGUCAAAUAUUUCUUUUUUGUGAAACACACAUCUGUUUCAUACUUCUGCGGUUUAGUAAUUUUUCAGAAGCGCCCACAGAUUACAUAUUAUACUCUGAACAACUGCUCUCAAUGAGAUUAAAUGUGAGGUUAAGUGCGUGUGUGCAAAAUUUAAUGCAGGAUUAGAUGUACAUCUGCACAGAGAGAAUUUUUUAUCUUACUGCAUUUAUAUAUUAAACCGGCAUGAAGGGUACGUUGAGCAGUAGUCCAGUUUCCGUGUAUGAAAAUGUUACGAAAGAACAAUUUUUACAUUUUAUUCACCCCAAACGUGAACCAGCAUUGCUUCGAGGUGUAGACAUUGGAGAAUGCACAUCCAAGUGGACAAGUGAAUACAUAUGUGAGAAAGUGGGCGUUGUGGGCGUAAAAGUCCACGUCAGUUCCAGCCCACAGAUGAACUUCAUAAACAAAAACUUUCUUUAUAAAACAUUGCCCUUUGAUGAACUAGUAAAAAGGGCAUCAACUCCAGGAUGUGCAAAAAAAAAUCAUUUUCUUGUUCCUGGUGAAUUCUAUUAUUUACGAUCAGUAGGAUUUGACAGGAGAGGUAGGGACACUGCAGAUAUCAAGAAGCAGUUUCCAAAUCUUGCUGGCGACAUUAGAAUUCCAGACUUUUUUGAUGAAAACUGUUUCUUCUCAAGUGUAUUUCGUAUUGGUUCUCCUGGAGUUCAGCUGUGGACCCAUUAUGAUGUGAUGGAUAAUUUAUUAAUUCAAGUUCAAGGUCGGAAAAGGAUGGCAUUGUUCAGUCCCAGUGAUGCUCUGAACAUGUAUCUUAUAGGGGACAAAUCACAGGUGUUAGACAUUGAUAAUCCUGAUUGUCAUCUUUAUCCAAAAUUUAUUUUGAGUCAAAGAUAUGAAUGUAUAAUGGAACCUGGUGACAUCAUAUUCAUCCCUGCUUUGUGGUUCCAUAAUGCUUUGGCACUGGACUUUGGUGUUGCUGUAAAUGUUUUCUGGAAAAAUUUGAAGUGUGACCUGUAUGACAAGAAUGAUCCAUAUGGGAACAAGGAUCUUAUUCCAGCCAACAGGGCCAUCCAGAUGGUUGAGAAUGCAACAAAACUUCUAGACACACUUCCACAUGAUUACAAAGACUUCUAUAUUAAAAGAAUGAUUUCAAUUCUAGAAACAAAAAUACUAAAAUCCAAUGAGGAAGGACAGUUUUAAAUUACAGAAGGUCUACAUCAUGUUCUGUUGUAUCAGCUGAAUACGUAUCUCUUACAAAUCCACUCCGUUCCUGUUCAUAUUCUGCUCCUACAGCACUUGAAAGCAAUGCUUGUACAUUACGUUCUUCUCUGGAUCCAAAUAUGUAGCCAUUGGCUUUGUCAAUGGCAUUCUUAAGUCGCAAGAGGCACUGUUGAUCUUGGACAUUUAGUGGUAUGAAGGUUACUAAACUAUAAUCCUCCACAAGUGAUACCAGCGCUGUGUUUAGUUUUUUGUACCUUCAUGACAAAAUAAUACAAUGAAAUCAGUCAUUGCAAUAUCUGCACCAAGUCUUAUUGAUGCUAAAAUACUAAAGUGAUUGACACAAAUCAAGAUGGAUGGCUCAGAGAGAGAGAUAUCCAUAAGUGGGGUCUGUUUCAAGCUUUAAGUAACUGAGUACUUUAUAUAUAAAGUCUCUGAAACUGAUGGAUCAUGAGGACACAUGACAGUACAUGCAACAAAAGCAUUCAAAACUUCGCCACCAUUGUUCACUUACAGUAAUGUUUCUCACCUGCGAGUAAUGGGAUUCUCAUCGAGAGAUUCUAGCAGAUAUCCAAGGUCAAGUACUUCUGUAUAGAAAUCAAUUCCAAACUGCAUCUUGUCCCCAUACUGAAGUACAAGGUCUAUCUUGGACAAUACAUUGAUAUGUGGCAGCUCCAUUUGCAGCAUUGUAGACAGUGACAGCAAUAAUGCAGAGAUGAAUUUACCUACAUACCAAUAUAAAACAGGGCUCAUAACACAAAGCCAAAGCACAUGCAUUAAUAUUGGAAGGACAUAAUUCUGAAUAUUCUACUCCUGAUAGUUCAGGGCAUGUCAGGUUUAAACAAAAAUUAAAAGUGAAUUUAGAAAAUCUGUUGCAAAAAUUAUAACAUUUAAAGAUAAAGGAACAAACACAACAAUGACAUUAUUAUUUAACAUAUUAACAUAAAUCAACCAUUGCUAAAACCUCAAGAUUACGACAACAGAAUGUUAUUACCAUCCUUUUUUAAAAAAUUGUUGGUAUGGUAUUAAAUUUUAUAUAAAAUACUGUUAUUGGCAAAUCUUUAAAAAUGUAUGUCUAUAAAUAAACUUACAUAUCAAUUCACCUAACAAAUUAACAGUACCAUAAUUCUUUCUAAUUGUAAAAGAUAGAUAUGCUAAAUUUUCUCAUGUAUUUUACAUAAGUGAUAUAUGCUGUAUUUCAUCUAUGAAAAUCUGUGAAGAGUUAGAAUGUUAUAACCCAUCUUACCAGGAUCACUGCAAUAAUGGGCGUCCACAAGGUGUACUGAACAUAAGUGGAAACCGUAUUUUAAAAGGUUUGCCGUUAUAUUCUUCAUAGAACUGUGGUGUGUGUACAGUUCCACCUAAAAUUAGAAAUAAACUAAAAAAUAAAAAAGUAACAUCAUAUUACAGGAAAGUUAAGGAGGCACAGAACCUCAAGAUGGUAUGAGUGAAUUGUAGUAAAGGGUAAAUGCAGACUACUUGGAACCUCUGCAUGUCAUUACAAAACAGUACAACACUAAUAUGUACAUGGUAUUGACACAGGAUUAAAGUUCUUUAAGGAAA